Paramisgurnus dabryanus is the source of this 7755-nucleotide messenger RNA. It is a transcript of the gene map2, whose product is annotated as microtubule-associated protein 2. Gene Ontology annotation, cellular component: neuron projection. Gene Ontology annotation, molecular function: microtubule binding. NCBI's taxonomy places the organism in Eukaryota, Metazoa, Chordata, Actinopteri, Cypriniformes, Cobitidae. Gene Ontology annotation, biological process: neuron projection development; microtubule cytoskeleton organization. The record is from RefSeq and is a predicted model, not a curated record.
GUGGGCGGACCUUUACCACCGGCGCUCACUGCGCUCCGAGAGAAAGCCUGCAGCGGACGCAACACGCCGAACAGAUCCAUCUUUGGUUCUCCUUGCCUCUGUGCUACACACUGAAGAACAGGAUCCUAUUUGCUGAUCCAACCAGGUGUUUGUUGCACUGAUUUCGUCUGAGAGACUCGUCUGGGCUCUGAACCCUCCUCCUAAACACAACACCAAUCAUCACUGGAGUCAAACACUGCCUACACAGGAGUAAGGAGUGACCCCCUCCUCUCUGGUUCAGAUGGCAGACGGUCGGCAACCUGAGGACAGCUCCCCCCAGUGGUCAUCUUUGGGAGCCCAGGGCUCAUCUUCCCCAGGUGGACAUGGAGAGAAUGGCUUCUCCUAUAGGGCUUGCCAGCCAGGUGGUGCCCAGGCCGGUUCUGCGUCCACCUACACCAAAGAGAACGGCUUCAACGGAGACUUUACCUCUGGACACGCUGUGACUGCGGAGCAAGUGUCGGCGCGGAUCGUGCAGGAGGUAACUGCCGAAGCAGUCGCGGUACUGAAGGGAGAGCAGGAGCUGCAUCCGGACACUACCGUCAGGCUGCCUUCAGUGGAAGACUCUGCAAACCUGCCCCCCUCUCCUCCGCCUUCCCCAGCAGCAGAGCAUUUCGGACCACUGGAGCAAGAUGUAGGGGAUGAGGAGGAAGCAGGUCCUCUACGCCGCUUCCAAAAUUCUCGCGAGAGGUGCAAGUUCCUCGCCCCCUCCAUCUCAGUGUCUGUGCCUGAGGAUGACCCCUACCACUCUGAUGAGGAAUACUAUGAACACCCUUUAUUCAGCCCAGAGUGGACGCGCUCUGGCUCUCGCCCACCAGGGCAGGCCGCAGCGUUUAGACAGAUCGAAGAAGAGGAGACCAUAGAGAGUCUCUCAGCUGCGGAGGAGGAAGAGGAGGAGACUUCGGAAGCCGCAGCAACAGCAGCAGCUCUAGAGGAACAGGAGGAGGAGGAGGAAGAGGAGGAGCAGUGGAGUGGGGAUGAGCCUGAACAGGAACCCCCAUUCGAGCUCCUAGAGCGCGCAGAGGUCAUAGGCGAGGCCCAGGCUCUGCCCGGCCUGCAGGCCGAGGUUCACACACAGGCAGCUAAUGCUGCCGACGACGCCCCUAAUGGGCGAACUGAGGAGGCAGAGGGUUAUGAAAGCCCUGCUGAAGCUGUGAAGAUGGAUGCAGAGAGGCCAGAUAGCGAGAGGACAGAGCCCAUUGGUAUGGACUUCACCGAAUCUGCAAUGCAUCUAGAUGAUCUCCCAUCUUACCAGAGUAUUGUCAGAGACAGAGAUAUGCCAGAAAGCCCCUUGGCCACAACAUACCCGAUUGAGGAUUUUGUAGUGCCUCCAAGUGACCUGGAUGAUGCCAAAGAACCGUUUGAGUCUCCGCUUGAAAAGCCUGAUGGACAAAGUUUUGAUGUGAUACAGCCUUUAACCGAAAAAUAUGACUCAAGCAAUAUACACCAGGACGAACCAGGACAUGUACAAGACAAACAAGUGGAAAUUACCGCCACAGAAAAAACUGAUAAACAAGAGGGGGACAUAAAGGACAAAUCUGGAAUGUCUGCUUAUUUUGAGACUACUACAAUUAAGACAGAUGCCAGGUCUCAAGGUGAAGGAUAUUAUGAGCUGAGUACCACAUCAGAGGAACAGAAAGACUCUCUUGGUAACCUGCCAUUUCCUGAAAUCAGCUAUAGCACCCUAUCUCAAACACACUCUUUGGAAGUCAAUCCAGAUCUUAUAAAAAGUACUGCAGACACAUUAAAGACCACUUCACCAGAAGACAGAAGAGAUGAAUGUAGGUUGUCUCCUGGAAAGCUGGCUCUAGAGCAGAGAAGCUACUCUUUGAAUAUCACCAUUGGCACAAUGGAACAUGGUGAAGUACAGGGACAUCCCAGGAACUUUUCUCCAUUAGCUACUGACAUCUUGUCUCAUACUAGUGGAAGCCUUGAUGAAUCUGCUGAAUAUCUUCCUGCCACCACUCCCUCAGUGGAUAAGAUACCUCAGUUUCCUCCUCUGAUUCUGGAGUCAGCUUCCUCUGUUACAGCUCCAUCAUCUUCACCUCCCCAAGCAGCAGUCAGUGACGUAGAUACUAGUCCACAGCCUGAGUCACCAGAUUCUCCUGCCCUAGCGAAGUGCUGUUACAAGAACGGCACAGUCAUGGCCCCAGAUUUACCUGAAAUGCUGGAUCUGGCAGGUACCCGAUCAAGGUUAACAUCAGACAACACUGAUCUGGAGAUUAUGAGGAGGAAGUCUGUCCCUAUGGACAUGACUUCUAUUGUCAGUGAUUCUUUAGCGCAUUUGUUAAAAGGUGACCAUGGUCAAAUGGCUGCAAAAAGAGAAAUGCAGCUAGAGGAGCAAGGAUAUUGUGUCUUUAGUGAAUACUCUGGUCCAAUGCCAUCCCCUGCUGAUGUGCACAGUCCAAUGGAUACUUCUCCCCGAAUCUUUAACACUAUGAUUUCAGAGGAAAAGGAACCUGGUUUUGUUGCAAGUGAAAAAGAGUUUCGGCUGGGUGAGGAUUUGAAAACAGCAGAGUCUGUUGCCCCACAGGCAAAAUCAGAGAAAGAAUUACAGAAGAAGGAAGAUUCCUUUGAAAGAGGGAGUGCAGUUGCUGAAAAAUCUACAACUGAGACUAAGCAAGAUGAGACUGAUGCCUUCAAGACUGAAACUUUGCACGAAAAUGUACCUGGAAUCGAGAAAGAACAGUUAGACAAGCAAGUUGAAACUUUCAUUACACCAAAAGUUAUGGUUACUGUGGAGGAACCAAAGCCAGAUCUUGAUGAAGACGCUAAACUUGCAGCUGAAUCAGAUGCUGAAAUUGCUGACUAUCAGAGGCAAAUACGCAAAUUAGAGAUGGAAGACCGGCCUUUAAGCGUAGAGGAGGAAAGAGAGCUCCAAGAGCUCAGGGAGAAGGUAAAGAAUAAACCGGACCUUGUGCACCAGGAAGCUUAUGAGGAAGUUGAUGCAGAAGAUGUGUACCAACUCACCGGUGCUGCUAAAGAUAGGAUUGCCAGGCCACUCAGGCCAUCCCCAGCAUCUUCUGUAGAAAGUGCUACAGAUGAGGAGAAAUUACUUGAGACUGAGAAGCCUAAAUCACCAGAGACUCUUAAAACAGAUCCUAAUAGAUUAUCUCCCGUUGGAUCUUUUGAAAAAUACUUUAGAGAGGAGAGACCUUCAGAGCAGGAGGUGAAGCAGAAAGCCACAGUGGAGUCCCCCAAGAAAAAAGCUGUUGAGGAGCAACCCCAGCCAGCCCCAGCAGAAAAAGAUGAGGCACCUUCUGAAAAUGAAGUAGUUCAGAAAGAUACAGUAAAGCCCCUUGAAAAUAAAGUGGUUGAAGGGCAACCUCAGCAACCAGCCCCAUCAAAGACAGAAGAGACACCUUCUGAAAAAGAGGUAAUUCAGAAAGAUACAGUAAAGCCCCUUGGAGAUAUUGCUGCUGAAGAGCAACCUCAGCAAUCAGCCCCAUCAAAGGCAGAAGAGACACCUUCUGAAAAAGAGGUAAUUCAGAAAGAUACAGUAAAGCCCCUUGAAGAUAUUGCUGUUGAAGAGCAACCUCAGCAGUCAGCCCCAUCAAAGACAGAAGAGACACCUUCUGAAAAAGAGGUAAUUCAGAAAUAUACAGUUAUGUCCCUUGAAGAUAUUGCUGUUGAAGAGCAACCUCAGCAAUCAGCCCCAUCAAAGACAGGAGAGGAACCUUCUGAAAAAGAGGUAAUUCAAAAAGAUACAGUAAAGUCCCUUGAAGAUAUUGCUGUUGAAGAGCAACCUCAGCAAUCAGCCCCAUCAAAGACAGAAGAGGCACCUUCUGAAAAAGAGGUAAUUCAAAGAGAUACAUUAAAGCCCCUUGAAGAUAAUGUUGUUGAAGAGCAACCUCAGCAAUCAGUCCCAUCAAAGACAGAAGAGGCACCUUCUGAAAAAGAGGACAUUCAAAGAGAUACAUUAAAGCCCCUUGAAGAUAAUAUUGUUGAAGAGCAACCUCAGCAAUCAGCCCUAUCAAAGACAGAAGGGGCACCUUCUGAAAAAGAGGUAAUUCAAAAAGAUGCAGUAAAGCCCUUUGAAGAAAAAGCUUUUGAGGAGCAACCUAAGCCAGAACCUUCAAAGACAGUAGAUGCUCCUGUAGAGACCACUGUGAUGGAAGAAGUAGAGGAAGACAUAGAGCUUGCGGAGGAACCUGAAGAGGUCAUGCCAGAAAAAAAGCCAGCCCUAACAUCAGUACCGGAUGAAAAGGUGACAGAAAAAACUGAGCCAGCUGACACUCCAGUAGAAAAAGAGGAGGUUAAUGUUGUUGAGAAAGAAAAAGUAGAAGAGGAAGUCUUGGAAGGGGCCAAGGCAGCAGAUGACACUCUUGAGUCUCGAGCUGCAAUUGAGUCAAUAGUGAUGGUGGAAGAUGAUUUCAUCACUGUGGUCCAGACCAUUGAUGAGGGAGAAGUCUCCGGACACAGUGUACGCUUCUCAGCUCCCUCUGAAGAGGAACAUCCACAACUCCAUCAAGAAGAAGAAGAGGAGUCUGUGGAAAUGGCACAGGAGGUAGAGAUGGAGGCUGCCAGUCUAGAGGAAGUCUUGGAUAUCUCUGAGCAAGUUGAGCCCCCAGUAUUUCCAGUGAAGGAAAUAGAAGUACCAGAUAGUGAGGCUCCUACCCAAAGCUAUGAUGACUACAAAGACGAAACCACCAUGGAUGACUCCAUUUUAGACAGCUCCUGGGUGGACACACAAGCAGACGAUGAUAAGAGCUUAGCUACAGAGAUGAUUGAGCCUCUACCAAAGACGAGCCCGGUCAAGAAAGCGCAUGGAGACAAACCAGUCAAACAGAAAACUAAGGGCAGCAGGACCAAAGGUCGAAUCAGCACCCCGGAACGUAAACCUAAACCUGUUCGCAAGGAGCCGGUACCCAUCCAGAAAGAAGAGAUGAAGAAGAAAAAAGCUGUGAUUAAGAAGUCUGAGUUCACAAAAAAAUCUGAUAUUCAGAUAAGCUCUCCUUCACGGAAGAAUGUUACAAAGACAACCGUAAGGCACCCUAGGCCUACCCAACAUCACGCGUGUGGUAAACGGAAACCGACAGUUUCUGCAGAUGGACGGCUGCCCUUCAGUGUGGCAAGGCACUCCAGAGAUCGGGCAUCUAACUCCAAUUCCACAACACUAACAAAGAUCCCCACCUCUAAAAUGCGGGCAUCGGCCUUGGUGCCAGCCCGACCAAACUCCGCCUUCUCCUACAAUAAAUACAGCUCUAUGGGGGAGGCAGGUCUUUAUGAUCCCCGCCCAUCUUCAGCAGGUCCACAAGUAUCACUAAACGAACUUGUAGUUAAGGAUGGUGGGUCUCGGAGCCCGGAGAAGAGAUCAUCUCUCCCACGGCCAGCAUCCAUACUUACACGCCGCUCAUAUACAGCUGAACAGGAGGAGAGUUCAACCUCUCUCACCAGCUCUGGGUCCACGGCACCACGCAGGCCCACAUCAUUCCGUACGGAAGUCAGAGCUGAGCACAGGACAGGCAGGUCUGCUAGUAUGUCAGGUAGUAUGUCAGGCACAGACACUGUUCGGUCUCGCUCGGCCCGCAGUGGCAACUCCACACCCCGCACGCCCGGCUCCUCGGCCAUCACCCCUGGCACUCCUCCGAGUUACUCUUGCCGUACCCCUGGUACACCUCGCACUCCGGGCACCCCGAAAUCCCUCAGCCUGCUGUCCCAGGAGAAGAAAGUGGCCAUCGUACGCACGCCUCCAAAAUCCCCCGCAACUACACCCAAACAGCUGCGGGUCCUAAACCAGCCGCUGCCUGACCUCAAGAACGUCAAAUCCAAGAUCGGUUCCACUGACAACAUCAAGUACCAGCCCAAGGGCGGCCAGAUUCAAAUUUUAAACCAGAAGUUGGACUUCACUCAUGUACAAGCAAAGUGUGGAUCCAAGGAUAAUCUGAAGCAUUCACCCCUAGGAGGCGAUGUGCAGAUUCAGACUAAGAAGAUUGACGUGAGUCAUGUGACCUCUAAAUGUGGAUCAUUGGACAACAUUCGCCACAGGCCAGGCGGUGGUCAUGUGCGUAUUGAGAACAUGAAGCUGGUCUUCAGAGAAAAGGCCCAAGCGAAGGUGGGCUCACUCGACAAUGCUCACCAUAUUCCUGGAGGAGGCCACGUACAGAUUGAAAGCCAUAAACUGGCGUUCCGGGACACGGCCAAAGCACGCGUGGAUCACGGGGCGGAGAUUGUGAUCGAAGCGCUUGGUGUGUCGGGCGGCACCUCUCCCCACAGACACAGCCACAUGUCUUCAUCCGGGAGCCUCAAUAUGCUUGAGUCGCCACAGCUGGCUACACUGGCGGAGGAUGUGACCGCCGCCCUGGCCAAACAGGGCUUGUGAACCCCCACCCAAUGUUUAGCAACUUCCCCUCUGCUCAAUCCACAUUGGCACUCCUCCCUCUGGUAUUUAUGGAAGACAUUACGAAUUCCGUUUCUGUACAUCUCUAUAAACUCUUCAUUCGUCAACAAUCUUGCAGAACCCUGUGGUGAAUUUAAGAAAUUGUUUUUUUUCCUGUUUAUUUUAAAGAAUAAUGACUUAGCUAGAAAGGUACCUGUGCUUUUAUUACCCAUGUUACAUGUUUGACUUCUUACGAUUGUGUAUAGACAACGGCCUCGAAUUCUGAACUAUAGGGUUAGCUUCAGAUGUGUUACGUAAUGUCGGUUGACAGGACCAUUAAAAAUCUGUUCAACACGAGAACGAGAUGAUUUCACGCUGCACGCUCUUUUUUGCCCAAUUCAGUGCAUGGACUCUAAAAAAGACAUCCCAGUGCAAGAUCAAACAUGAUAUACGGGAAAAUAUUUAUAUGAAUACACAAGCCGUCUACAUCUCAUGCGCAAUUGAAUAUGAAAAAAAGUAAAGAAAAAACUACUUAUCGGUACAGUUGCAUUAAAUCUAGAUAGUAUGACAAGCAUGUAUUCUAGUACACAAAAGAGGCUAUUUUCUAUUUGAAAAGAUUUAAGUAAGUUAGUUCCUCAAACAUUGGAUAAAAAACACAUCAUGUUUUGUAGACCCUAGCGAUGACGUUACGCUUGUAUAUUAUUUGAACGACUAGACCGACAUUGCAAUGGUUCAACCCAGCCUUCGCUAUUGUUAAGAAAACGUUGCUUUCGUGGAUCUUUGUUGGUACACGGUUUAAGCAGAUUUGUGUUUAAAUUACACAUGCCUGCUAUAUUACAAAAACAGUAUUGUGUAAGUACAUGAAAAAUGGAAAUGUCCUAUUUGAAGCAGCCAUGCAUCUGGCUUUAAAUCUGCCACCUACUGUCAUCUCUCAGAGGCGAGAUGUAAGAUGAUCCUUUGGAUUAGCGUCUUUGAAUGAGUGUUGCUGUGGCCCUCAUUUUAUUCUUAAAUGAAGGGAGCAGAUAUUUGGGCAGCUUUGUUUGGUCAGCCAUGUGUUUGUCUGUUGAAUUCUGCUCGGUUGCUUAAGUUCGUAUUGUGAGUGAAGUAGGAAGCGGAAAAAGAAAAUGUAACGUAAAAAAGGAUACUCACUCAGUUCGAAAACGGUACACCAGUAUAUUUUUUCUCGUCAUUUGUGGUUCUCCCCCAUUUUCUCUAGAACAGCUGUCAUUUGUAGGCUUCUGUGUUUCUGCCCCCCCAAGCCUUACCCACCCUGCCCUUUUACCCACAGCUGCUGUAAAUGUAUUUAAGGUCACAUAGAUGUAUGCAGUUUUUCUCCUGUUGGUAUGAUAUGGAUUAUAAAUGCCCUUAACAGUUAUGACAAUAAAAAUACAGAAAACGAA